AGUUAAAUUUUUGAAUUUAAUCCAAAUGCUCACUAGACUGGUAUAAUAUUAACACCCUCAUAAAGACAUCUCAUCACAAUAUACAGCUAAUGUUUGUUACUCAAGUGAACUUGUAGUUAUAAACUAUUAAUUUAUUUAACAAUGUUGAUCAACGAACUUCCUGAUGAUUGUUUGCUCUCCAUUUUUGAUUAUGUGAAUUAUCUGGGUGAUUUAAUAAAUUGCUAUAAAGUGUGUACUAAAUGGCGUUAUUUAAUUGCUAAGCGAAAUAAAAAAGUUAAAUAUUUGUUAGAGGAUCCUCAUCAGAAAGCGGAUUCUGUUCAUUAUAGCGGAGAUGAUCCUGAUGAAUCAGAAUCAGAUGAUGUUCAUUAUAAGGCAGAAGAUUCUGAUUAUGAUGAUGAUGAUGAUGAUCCUCCUCGUGAUUAUGAUUUUCAUGAUUAUUCAUCAGAUUGUGUUUAUUAUGUGGAAGCAGAUUUGAUUGAUGGCACCAUUCUCAGCACAUUAUUUCCAAAUUUAAUAAUUGCUGAAUAUUCGCAUAGUUGCAUUGAGAAAGUAGAUUAUGAAAAUAUCGUUUCAUUUAUCAGGAAUCAUAAACCUUUGAAAGGAAUAAUCAAAUGGCUUAAAAGACCAAUAGAAAAACAUUGUGAUAAACUCGAAAUGCUAUCCGCCUUUUAUAUACAUCCAAGCAUUAUACAAAAGGUUUCGAGUAUAAAACAAUUGUACCUUCAGUAUUGUUCUCUAGAUGAUUUCAAAAGAGAUGCUCAUUAUUUGCCAAAUCUUGAAAGACUACAUAUUAGGGAUGCAGCCCCAUGCAGAUACUACGAUGGUCCAGUAUUGGAAAAGCUUAAAAUUUUUGAGCUGGAUUUUUCAUCUUCUUGUGUGACAGACAUUUGUUAUUGUUUCCAGUUCAUGGAUUCAUGUCCAAAUUUACAAAGUGCAUACAUUUUCUUGGAAAAUCUUCGAUUUUAUGUCGAUGAAACAAUCAAACACCAAUGUUUACAAGAUUUGGUUAUAGUUUUUGCUGAUCCUCCCCGAACCGACUGGAAUGAUUUAAAAAGAUUGCUUAUGAAGUAUCCGAAUCUCAAACAUCUUGGGUUGAGGGACGCAAGUAUGCUGAAUGAUGAACACAUAAAGCAAUUACUUCACAUUUUACCCAAUUUAGUGCUGUUUCAGGUUGAUUUAUGUGAGGAAAUCACUGAAAGAGCUGCUUAUUAUGUUCAAGAUUAUUGUAAAAGACAUGGACGAUCAAUCGAAUUUUAUUUCAAUGAGAAUUCCUAUGAAAUCGAGUAUGAUUGGCCUCAGUUGUCCACUAAACGGGAAAAAAUUAGUCGAGGCUUUGAUUUCAUGAAACAUUGUUUUCUUAAAGAUUAUUAUGAUCUUCCACAUUUCUUGAUUCCUAUUGAAUACUGAAAAUCACAUAACUAAUACUUAAUAAUAUAUUUUUGACUUUGGAAACCCAUUCGAAGCUUGAAAUUUUUCUCCUUUCUUUAAUCAAUU
Messenger RNA from Tetranychus urticae (two-spotted spider mite), 1494 nucleotides. NCBI's taxonomy places the organism in Eukaryota, Metazoa, Arthropoda, Arachnida, Trombidiformes, Tetranychidae. The record is from RefSeq and is a predicted model, not a curated record.